Spea bombifrons (plains spadefoot toad) is the source of this 932-nucleotide messenger RNA. RefSeq names its product phospholipid scramblase 2-like. Gene Ontology annotation, biological process: plasma membrane phospholipid scrambling. Gene Ontology annotation, cellular component: plasma membrane. Gene Ontology annotation, molecular function: phospholipid scramblase activity. Bases 7 to 741 code for a protein of 244 amino acids. NCBI's taxonomy places the organism in Eukaryota, Metazoa, Chordata, Amphibia, Anura, Pelobatidae. The record is from RefSeq and is a predicted model, not a curated record. The transcript has 7 exons.
CAGUGGAUGCGGGAAAUGAGCCGGGAUGCCAUUCAGCCUCUUGCACCUGAUGCCCCCUAUGAUGCACCACCCAGUUACGACACCAUUGCCCCCCAUGCCCUCCCGGUCUCCUAUCCACCACCUGCCUCCAUUCCUGGUGCCGUUCAGGCAAAGGGGGUCCCCCCAGGGCUGGAGCCCCUCAUCCAGGUAGCCCAGUUGUCCAUUCAGGAAAAAUUCUCGGUGGCCCAGGGGAUGAGACGUAGCUUCGACGUGGUGGACUCUGCUGGACGGCGGAUCUUCCAGGUGACUCAGCGCGUUGAGUAUUGCGUCCCGGUUCACCAUACAGAGAUCAGAGACAACAGCUCGAGAUUGGCGAUGAAGCUGGUUCAGGACACUUGCUGCACGUGUACGACACAGACGCAGGUGUUUGGUCGGGGACGCCUCCUCGGAUACGUCAAGCUUCACACGAGCUCAGCCAUCACUCACCUGUCCGUGCUCACCGCUGCCGCAGAGCUCGUCCUCAUCAUUGUUGGCCCGAGUUUCCAAAGCAGUAUCUUUGGCAAUGCAAGCUACGAGGUGAAGUCCCGUGACGAGCAGCACGUGGUGGGGGUGAUUAGACGUGAGAAUGAACACUUCCUGGUCUCGUUCCCGGUGGAUCUGGACGUGGUGGUAAAGGCUCUGCUGCUGGGCGGCUGCUUCUAUCUGGACUCUCUGAUAACCUCAACAAGAGCACAACUGCUGAACAGGACAAGCAGCGACUAGGAGAGGCGGAGCCAGCGCAAUGACAUCACGCUUACGUCACAGAACAACGCGGCAUGCUGGGGAAACCGCUGGAGUCUCUACGAAUUUUACCAGAUUCCUCCUCUUCCAUGUUUCUAGGAUAUGGUUUUUCCUCCCCGGGACAAAGCUUCUUGCACUGCCUCUUCACAGAGGUUUAUAAAUGAUUUGUAAAA